Molecule: messenger RNA, 1280 nt
Organism: Amphimedon queenslandica
Lineage: Eukaryota; Metazoa; Porifera; Demospongiae; Haplosclerida; Niphatidae
Product: sushi, von Willebrand factor type A, EGF and pentraxin domain-containing protein 1-like
Exons: 7
Coding region: 200-958 (252 amino acids)
Source: RefSeq, a predicted model, not a curated record
AAUUACACUAUUUGUUACUACAAUCGUAAUGCUGGGAGCAAUGUCACAGCAGGAAAGUUAUCAAUAUGGGAAGUAGGUCCUGAACUAUUUGAUAGCUUAAGAGCCUAUAAGAAGAUAACCAAAUCAGUUGUGGACCUACCUUUCACAGCUAAUAAGAGCACAUUUUGUGGGAUUGAUUCUGAAGUGACACCAAUUAGUAAUGUACCAAGUCCUGACCCAGCAGUGGAGAUUGUGUGUGUAUUACUGUCUUCCAGUGAAUUCAACAGUUUUUGUUAAACCUGGUAGUGUUGUUGGUAUAGUAUAUACUGAUGGAGUUGAUUAUAACAGAGGUCAAAUACUAACUCGUCAUUCAUCACAAACUGUAGGAACUUGUGUUGGAAAUGUCUUACUUUCGCAAGACGAUCUUGUUGGAGUGUCCUGUCCUAUAGUACCAGCUAAUAUUACCACUGCUUUACUAGCUGGAGCUGGUAUUGAGCCAAUUUAUUGUCCUGAAUUAUCUCUACAGUAUGGUAGCAUUAAUAUCUCUGGUCCUUACUCUUUUGGUACUGGCAUUGAAUACACUUGUCAGACUGGUUUCCAACUGGUUGGUGUUUCCAGUCAAACCUGCUUGUCCAGUGGAGACUGGAGUGAUGAAUUACCUUAUUGUAAUGUACUCAACUGUACUGACCCAGGAGCACCUAGUAAUGGGAAUCGCGAUCUACACAGCUACACUAAUGGUUCUUCAGUUUUCUUUUAUUGUUACGAUGACUUCACCUUAAGAGGCAAUAGAUUAAUCACUUGCUAUCGUGGGACGUGGACUGCCCCUGUACCAGAAUGUGUGCAAUAUAAGAAAAUUGGUUUAAUUGUUGGACUUGCUUUUUCCACUCUUUCGGCAGUACUGGUUGUCAUUAUAGCUAUAAUACUAGUAGUAGUAAUAGUCAUGUUUAAGCAUAAAAUAAAGAAAAUUAAAAAACAGUAAUCCAAUGACACUGAUAUUGAUAUAUUAUUUCUAAUAGAAAUUGUGACAUUGAUAUGAUUGAAACAAAUGAGAGUCCAGCUUAUAACUUACUUAAUAAUGAUGAUGAUGAUGAUGAUGACAUGCAGUAUAAUCAAACAUAUGACAGAGAAAUGAGAACAUAUGCUACAAUAUUGUCACUUGAUGAAAACUAUGCAAGAAUAGAAGACUAUUAGCUGAUGAUUAAACUAUGCAACUCUUUUCUUAGUGAUUCACAAGUCACAUUAAUAUACAGUAUUGUAGUGUACUAUAUAGCUAAAAAUUUGGUCAAGUAAUAAUUUAAAGA